Messenger RNA from Somion occarium, 4150 nucleotides. The record is from the annotation of a GenBank genome assembly. NCBI's taxonomy places the organism in Eukaryota, Fungi, Basidiomycota, Agaricomycetes, Polyporales, Cerrenaceae.
UUUCUCACGCCACAUGCGCGUCGGUUGCAGAGCAAGCGCCUCAGGCCAACGUUGGCAGGAACAAUCACUAGCGAGACUUGUCCCUUGUUGUAGUCCAAUCCAUGACCUGAACUCGCCGCCGACUGGGUGCUCUUGUGUUCAUAGACUCUUCUUAAGCUAUGAUGGAUACGUAUUCUCAGGUCGCUGGACCGUCCAAUGGGAACCUGACUUCAAAAUCUGGAAUUGCCCCAGAAAUCGUUAUGAAUGGCGUCCAUGAACCUACUUUAGAAGAAUUGGAGAGGGAACUUCCCUACGUUGGAGAUGGGCAAAUUCAUCUUGGAGAACUCGUCUCUCGCACAGUCCAGACAAUCUAUGCCGAGCUGACGGAAUUGGCUGAGACAAUGCCCAACAUGUCAGAUGCGAAUCGAAAGCGCACCCUCGCAGAGUGGGUCGUCAAAACCAAGAAACAAGUGGUGAAACUUUACGCCGUUGUGCGAUGGGCUCGGGAUGCUGGUGUAGUUCAGAAAGCUAUGAACGUAACUGCGUUCCUGAUGGAUCAAAAUGCUCAAUUUGAGGAGGCCAUCAACCGCUUGAAAUCUGCGAAGGAUGGUCUUGAUCCUGCAAGGUGCGUUUUGGAACUUUGUACGAACUGGAAUGUGAUAUUGAAGCCAUCCAAUAGAAUGCGAAAUCAUGAUUUACUAACAUCAUUGGACGUCCUUACAACUGGAUCAUACAGGAGGUUACCUACCAUUAUCAAGCAAUGGAUUGUACCGCCUGAUCCACUCACCGACGAAGAAGUUGCAAACACUCUUGCCGAAGUGGAACACGCCAUGCGCUAUCGACUGCGUAUGAUUGACGUCAUCCCUCUGGAGAUGUCCAAAUAUCGUAUAUCGGACGGUCGCUCCUUUUUCACCGCGCCUCAUCUCUUCGAGGCAUCAUUAUGCGUUCGAGGUGCGAAGAAGGAUGAUGGCUGGUUCUUCGUUGACGUGGAAUUCCUUUUCACUAUCGGCGGCGAUGUUACCAGUAUGCAGGAUUUUCCACGCAAGCCGGUGGGUCCAGUGAAACGCCACAUAGCCGACGAAGCGGAUGCGCGGUUGGCCUUCUACCUCCCUGUUCCUGAAAAUCUAAACCCUCCGCCUGGCGUGGAGAUUCCUUCUCCGCGAAAGCUACCUGAGGGUGUCAUCGACGCGCCUCUAGUUCGCGUAUUUAACUUCUUACAAAUGAUGUCAAUGUCGUAUCAACUUGAAAUCCUUUGGUUCCAGGCUGAGAGAUUACGUUCCCUCGGCUGGGCCGAUUACCUCAAGGUUGAGAUGACUAACCACCGACGGACACUCACGCUCUCGUACUGGAUUCGCAAACCACCGCCCUCGAAUCAACGAGUAAAUAUACCUCGAUUAGGGGGCACCUUGACAAUAUCCAUCGUGAAAUCAGAAACGUCUUCCUCGCCGGUAUCCAAGGCGCAUCCUCCACAUAGAUCUGCAAAAGCGCAGGUCCUAGCUGAGUUGCAAGAACGAUCGAAGUUAGGCGAACGCAAACGACCCUCCGAUACUGUGGAGCACCUGCGGUUCGAAGUCAAGUGGGAGCCGCAGAGAGUUGCGCUUGGGAUGUCAAUUCCUUUCGAAGCAGUGACACUUCCCGAGGGAGAAUUGAGAGUGGAUCCAGAUAACCUUGAUGUUGAGUCGCUACUGCGCAAGGUCCUCUUCCGACAUUCUGUUGCGAUACUUUCCACAUACCAACAACAGUUACAACAUGCAACACACACGAUCGCCUUUGCCUAUCCAACUGCUGUCAAACUUAUAUCGGAUGACGUGUCCACACACCUUCGUGUGCAUUUAUGUGCAGAUGAGGUAGUCGUUGUUUCCAUAGAUAUGCGCACCGGUCGACUUGGAAUACGGGACACUGGCGACCUUGCUGCGUCCGGCCGUGCUCCACGUUUCCAGACCAUUACGGAAUAUCUCAACAUUAACCCGCCACUACUUGCUGAUUUCUUGCUCAGGCUGCGGCUGAAUACAAUCACUGACCUUGCGGAACAAAAAGCUGAAUACCUUGGCCUACAAUGUUAUCGUCAACGCAAUAUCCCACAAGAGGAUUUACAAAGGUUCGGCCCUACCGCAAAAGGGUAUCUCUUCAUCCAAUUAUCAAUGUUCUCCGCGAACUACCUGGUCUUGGUGAUCACCGAUCUAGAGUUUCGCUACGCUCUCAUCGAAGUGAAGCGCCAGGAAGGCAAAGUCAUAGAUACACUUGGAAUCGAGGAUCUCGGUUGGAUCGACGUGCGACGAAUGCGUAGCGGGCGGACUCAGAUGGAGUUGAAUCAAGCGCCCCUAAGUCGUAAACGCAAGGCUGAGGACGCUAACGAUGAAGAAAUUAUCCCGGAACCAGGCUCUCCUGCUAGCUUUAAGUUGGAGAGUCAAGUCUUACGUGAACUAUACGCGUAUUGCUGUGCCCGCGUCGCCUACACCAAGGUGGAGCAUCAGCUGAAAUCGCAUAGCAUUCCUUCGUCAUAUGUCAAACCAGCUGCCGCAGGCGGACUUCCUCCAGGUCUCGGACGACUACAGUCGUCACUCAUCAACGCUAUCCCUGCACUUUGUGUUAAAUCAUCGGAUUUGCUCGCUGGUGCUGAAGGUGUGGAAGCGGCAAUGCCUAACAUUCGCAUCAUCCCGCUGCACUGGUGGGCAGACCAGCGCAUGGAAGUGGUGACUUGCGUCAAGUUGAAGUACGUUCAGCAACCACUUGGGAAAAGAGCCGGGAACAGCUCCGUUAUUCGUCCGUCGAAGAGGAUCAUCUACGAUGCGAAUGAGGCUGUUGUUUCGUUCCUUUCGGAAGAUGUUGACAAAUGUGUCAAUGAAUUUCUAGAAGAGUGGGCGAAAGUUUCCAAGAUGGUGGUCAUUGCUCGUGAAGUUGCUCAAAUGGCGUCGGAGAAAAAUUGGGGCGACGUUCGAUUACUUUCGUUUGAUUUACAGACAGUCGAAUUCGCCUAUGCUCCAGAUUACAGCGUCUCGAUUACCUGCGGCAACCACCUCUUCCUCGACGGCCCAUACGAACUUUAUUUCUCUCGACCCCGCGUUGGAAAUGAACAGAGCCGAUAUAAUCCGCAUACAGAAGUUGAACCUUUUAUGCGGAACAUAUUACGCCAUGGAUCUCUAGGGCCAUCGCUGCAUCGUCUUGUAUCACUUCUUAGAGAGACACUACCCAUCGUGUUAGUUCUGCAAGAAAUUCAGGACAAAGCAGAACAAUCGAACGACAACGUUGAUACGUUCGCGAAGUCCGCAGAGUGGUUCAGGGUGUUGUAUGGCGACUUCAAACACGCUCUCGAUUUCCGAUUGAUGAAAGGCUCGCGGGUCCUCGUCUUGGAUGCCUCACACUCCCUCUUCCCCGCCGCCGAGGAUGCUAAAUCAAAAGACUCAAAACCCAUCAAUGGUCUUCUAGUCUUACACCCCAUCCCUGACUUUUCCCAGCUCGUUUCAGAGACUUUGAAAGACCUCGCGUCCCAGAAAACAAUCGGCACAGUUCACCCUGUUGACACCGGCUUGAUUUGCGAUGGAUCGGCCGUCACAUUGAUAGGGAAGGCUCUUUACGAGCGAGUGUUGCAAAAGCUCAAGCAGGUACUUGUGGGUGAAAGCUCUUCGAGUUCAUGACAUCCUACUCUUGUUAGCCACUAAUGUAGCAGCAUAACACAACAUCAUUCAGCCUCUCAUCUUGAGGCACAUAGCAAUGCAAUCGACUUGUCAUACGGCAAUCAAGUCUCGUUCCAUUGACGAGUCCUACAAAGAUGUUUGAAAUAUGAUCCAUUUAAAAGGUAUUAUUUUACAGCAAGUAAUAAUACGAAUGGAAUCCAUCAGACGAACAUUCAACCCGCUGGUUAGUUUUCCACCGACUGCAGAGCAGCACAAGCGAGAAAGAAACCAAACGUCCUCGAGACCCACAAAGCAAGUUUGCAAGCCAUGUUCUCGGUAUGACGGGCGAAUGCGAUUGUCAUCGACUGAAUUUGAAAGGUGUGGCAUGUGUAAACAUGCGAGACUCGAGUUAGAAACUAUAAAAUAGAUCCUAGCUGAGUAUGUUCUAAGGAAGCAACAAUGUGGGAGUUCCUCCUUAUAUACUGCCAGACCUGGUCCGUGCGUAACGCUCGCGUGGCACUUUGAUCGCUCUCAAUCUGGGCAAGGACCUGCCUCUU